This is a messenger RNA of Trypanosoma rangeli, 1422 nucleotides long. Its product is annotated as RNA helicase. The record is from RefSeq and is a predicted model, not a curated record. Bases 1 to 1422 code for a protein of 473 amino acids. The transcript has a single exon. Lineage: Eukaryota; Euglenozoa; Kinetoplastea; Trypanosomatida; Trypanosomatidae.
AUGGAUAUGUCAAUCACUGUACAGCUUGUCUUUGCACCGACCGGGUGCCAAUUUCCGGUGGAAGUGAAACACCCGCGAUCCUCCCCUGUUUUUACCAGUUCCUCGUUGGCAUCGUCGUCACCGGGGAGCUUUUCUCAGUCGUCAAAGAUAUUUGUCUCCGAUAUUGUGUCAUGUGUCAACAGUUGCAAGGUUGCCUCACCACUCAGUGGGGAUACGGAGAGAAAUGUGAAGAUUUACGUCGAGUUGUUUGACUACACCACGCUGCGGCCUCUUUUAACCAAUGAGCCAGUGGUAGACGGGCAAAAGCUGCUGCUAUUUGUGCCGGCUCUUGUGGCUGAUUCGCUGGCCGAGCAGCUGCUCCAUCAGUGGGGUCAAACCGCCCCCGGUGACCAAGGCAUUCAUACAGACGAGAAAGAGCGCUGGAAGAACCUGCGGCAAGCGAUUUUGGCGCUUAAUGCCCCUCAAAAACUUCAUCAGGAGCUCAUGGAAAAGGAGAUGGAAGACUGCGUUCAACUUCUUGAAUUCGCCACUACUCAGUUAAAUGCGGCGAAGGAAAAUAUACCUCAUGUGUUAGCGGGCAUGAAAGACAUGAGGUUGUUUUAUGACCCUGAAGUGCCACUAACAUCCCUUGCAGAACGAAAGCACCUUGAUGCUGCGGUGCGGACGGGGGAAAAAAAACUACAAGAGGCGGCGACUCUUCUUGAAAGUGUGCAAGCCAUGGUCCCUGCCGUUAUUGAGGCCAUCAACGCCGAAGCGCAAGUCAGUGAGAAUGUUGAAAAAACACCAGCGUGGAAAACAUUUUUGCCAUCGACCAUGGAUGGACGUGAGGAGGUGGCCGUUACGACAUUAAUGUAUGAAGUUGACCGCAAGGUCCAGGUGGUGCUUGGCAUUGUGGAGAACAUAGUCAAACUCACGAAGCAAUUGAAACGGUGUCGACACUACGCUUCAGCCGUUCUGAACCAUGUGGUGGAGCAACACAAUAAAUUGUGCCUCCUUCCGCAGGGAAUGGAGGCUGCUAAAGAAGUGGUGCAUCGCCGCAUUAUUUUACGACGCGCUAUCCGUCGCAUGUUGGUACCUUUGGAGGUGGAGUACCAUGCGACAGAGCGUAUUAUUCACAAAUUUACAGAGAACUGGAGUCAAUUGCUACCAGAUAACCUCUACAGGGCCGUAUCAACCCCUUUGCCACCUUUGUAUCCUCCAGAUGACUUUAUUGCAAACGACAUGGACCGUCUUUUUCUUGAUGUUGAAGAUGAUGAAACAGAGAGACUGUUGAACGCCAUUAACGCGUCGUCUUCAUCGAAAGGUCAAUGUAAUCAAAUGACUGAAAGGAGUUUGAAGGAGGCAGAGGAGAAACUGCAACGGUGUGAAACAGUGUUGGAGAAUGCGCAGAAGGAAAAUACGGAACUUGAGGAGUUGAAGUGA